This is a messenger RNA of Perca fluviatilis (European perch), 798 nucleotides long. RefSeq names its product trace amine-associated receptor 1-like. The record is from RefSeq and is a predicted model, not a curated record. Gene Ontology annotation, molecular function: trace-amine receptor activity. Gene Ontology annotation, biological process: G protein-coupled receptor signaling pathway. Gene Ontology annotation, cellular component: membrane. Lineage: Eukaryota; Metazoa; Chordata; Actinopteri; Perciformes; Percidae. The transcript has 2 exons. Bases 1 to 798 code for a protein of 265 amino acids.
AUGUUAUUGUCUGUUAUCACAAUAUGCGGAAACCUUCUUGUUAUAAUCUCCAUCUUUUAUUUCCAACAGCUCCACACUCCUACUAACUACCUUAUUCUCUCUCUGGCUGUGGCUGACCUGCUUGUUGGGAUCAUAGUCUUUCCCUUCAGCAUGGCAUUCUCACUAAGCUCAUGUCUGUAUCAUGAGGGUUUAUUUUACAGAUAUUAUGCAGUGUGUCAGCCACUGACCUACAGAAGUAAAAUAAACCAUUGUGUUGUUGUGAUCAUGAUUGCGGUUUGCUGGGGGGGUUCUGCUCUAAUUGCAAUAAGCAUCACAAUUGCUGGAUUAAAUAAUGAUAAAUGUGGGGAAAGGUGUUUCAUUGAUGUACUUAUAUUUAACACUAUUGGACCUAUUUUCUCAUUUUACCUCCCAGUGAUCAUAAUGCUCUGUAUCUACCUAAAAAUUUUCCUUGUUGCACAGAAACAGGCACGCAGCAUCCAGAACACAACCUAUCAGAGCAAAAAGUCUGGAGCUACAGUCAGUAAGAAUGAGAGAAAGGCUACCAAAACUCUGGUUAUCGUUUUAGGAGUCUUUCUUUUAUGUUGGACUCCUUUCUUUCUUUGUACCACUAUUUUGCCUUUCAGUAAUGACCCAGUGCCAGUUCCUGUAAUUGAAACACUUAACUGGCUUACAUUGUCAAACUCCAUGCUCAAUCCCUUUAUUUAUGCUUUCUUUUACAGCUGGUUCAGAUCAGCUUUUAGAAUGAUAAUUUCUGGGAAAAUAUUUCAUGAUGAUUAUACUAAUUCAAAACUGUCUUGA